UACUAAUGAAUGCAUAGCGUUGGACGUCUAAUUUCCUAUGUAUGGGGUGGGACCUGGCCUCGGCUGUGCAAUUGAUCCGAGGCUACAUAGCCUAGGAUAUAUUGACUCCGCACGCAUCUUGUUUAAGGACAUCCACAGAUCAUCCAUACAAGUCUAACGGCAAUAUGCAGUCAGAAUCCGAUCCAGUUCUUGUUAGAUCCACUAAUGAAGGAAUUACCACCAUAACAAUCAACCGGCCCUAUCGAAGAAACGCCGUCGAUCCAAGCACGGCACAGAUUCUCUAUGAAAAGAUUCUAGCCUUCGAAAAUGAUCCCUCACAGAAAGUCUGCAUCCUUACGGGAGUGGGCAGUACAUUCUGCGCUGGUGCCGACCUUCACGAAGUAGCUGGACAGGGCAAUAGCGAUAAAGCGACAAAGGGAGGACGGGGCCAUUUUCAAGCGCCACCAAAAUCCGGCGAACGCUCUCUCGGGCCGAUGGGUCCAUCCCGGCUCCACAUCCAGAAACCUAUCAUUGGAGCUGUCGCUGGGCAUGCCGUGGCCGGUGGAUUGGAGUUAAGUCUACUCUGUGACAUUCGCGUGGUGGAAGAGGAUGCUGUAUUUGGUGUUUUCUGCAGGCGAUGGGGGGUUCCACUUAUCGACGGAGGCACCGUGCGUCUCCAGGCGAUUGUUGGAUUAGGUAGAGCGCUUGAUAUGAUAUUGACCGGGCGGCCAGUUAGUGCGACCGAGGCUUUCUCGAUGGGUUUGGCAAAUCGUGUUGUAGCCAAGGGGAAAGCGGUGGAGGAGGCCACUGCUAUCGCGAAACAAUUGCUGUCGUUUCCGCAGCUUUGUAUGAACACGGACCGUGGUUCUUGCUAUUAUAGUGCGUAUCAGGCUAGUUCGUUCCAGGAUGCCCUGAGACAGGAGUAUGAGAAGGGUGUGGAGGUUUUGGACCUUGAGAGUAUUAAAGGAGCCACAAAAUUUAGUCGCGGUGCAGGGAGGCAUGGGAGUUUCAAGAACAGUUCACAUCUUUAGUUCACUUAUGCAUGUGGACAAGUGGAUCUGUACAACCUGCGUUCCGCAGAGUUGUGAUAGUUGAUUUCCGGUGUCCAGAAUAAUUAUACUUCAAAGCUUUUCCUAUUUUGAUUGCAGCAGCCCUUGAGGGAGGCUAUGUAUUGCUCUGCUGCCUGAGCUCAUUGAUGGGAAGUAGAUGUGCCAGGCCUGCCGGGAAACUUCCUGUUGGAGCUGAUCUAGUUGACCGUUGAGAAUUAUAUAAACCCCCGUGCCCCAAAGCAUGCAGUGAAGGGAUGGGCCCAGCAACUAAUUUGGAUCAUGAUCCACUUGCCGUACUGCGCCAUAAGGUGCUG
This is a messenger RNA of Aspergillus alliaceus, 1342 nucleotides long. RefSeq names its product enoyl-CoA hydratase/isomerase family protein. The coding region runs from base 165 to 1010 and encodes 281 amino acids. The transcript has a single exon. Lineage: Eukaryota; Fungi; Ascomycota; Eurotiomycetes; Eurotiales; Aspergillaceae. Gene Ontology annotation, molecular function: catalytic activity. The record is from RefSeq and is a predicted model, not a curated record.